This is a messenger RNA of Colletotrichum siamense, 486 nucleotides long. RefSeq lists its product as uncharacterized. The transcript has 2 exons. Lineage: Eukaryota; Fungi; Ascomycota; Sordariomycetes; Glomerellales; Glomerellaceae. The record is from RefSeq and is a predicted model, not a curated record. Bases 1 to 486 code for a protein of 161 amino acids.
AUGGAAAGCGACGGCAUUGGCGCGACGGGUACGGAUAUGACAGUGACUGAAUGCGCCGAUGAGAGUUACUGUUGCGGCAAUGACCAGAAUGCCAAGGACUGCUGUAGAGAAGGCAAGGGUGUCAGGAUUGAGGAUGGGCAGGUUGUUACGACAUCUUCUGUAAUGCCUACGGCCUCAGCUGGCGUCGGCGGCUCAGCACACUCGAAUAAAUCAGCUGGUGUCAUUGGCGGCGCGGUUGGUGGAGGUUUCGGAGCGGUGGUGCUUGCCCUCGCGGCUUGGUUCAUCUGGUACAAGAGGAGGAAGAGGAACACGAGAGCCCGUGGAGAUGCGGCGGACGUGACGCAGAAUUACGUUGCUGUGAGCCAGGAAGGGGGGUACCCGACAGUGGUGGAGGCUCCGAGUUAUUAUCCUCCGAUCGAGAUGCCCGGAGAGGGACAUCCUGCUGAGCUGGGGUCGGAGUCUAUGAGGCCGACGAGUCGACGAUGA